GUCUUGUGUUGCUGCUGAUCAGGGGUGGGGACCAUGGCUUCUUCAGCCAGCGGGAUGGAGGAGGUUCGUUCUUCUGUUUUGACCCCUCUAAAGCUGGUGGGACUGGUCUGCAUCUUCCUGGCACUAUGUCUGGAUAUCGGAGCCGUUCUGAGCCCAGCCUGGGUGACGGCGGACAACCAAUACUAUCUGUCAUUAUGGGAGUCUUGCAAGAAAGCUGAAAACCUCUGGAUAUGCGAUUCUACCCUGGAGAGCGACUGGCAGAUUGCUACUCUUGCCUUACUUUUAGGCGGCGCUGCUAUCAUACUAAUCGCCUUCCUUGUGGGCCUGAUCUCCAUCUGCGUGGGAUCCCGUAGGCGGUUCUACAGACCGGUGGCAGUGAUGCUUUUCGCAGCAGUUGUUCUCCAGGUCUGCGGUCUCGUAUUGUACCCAAUCAAAUUCAUCGAAACAGUCACUUUAAAGAUAUACCAUGAAUUCAACUGGGGAUAUGGACUGGCCUGGGGUGCAACUAUUUUUUCUUUUGGAGGUGCCAUACUUUACUGCCUGAAUCCUAAGAAUUAUGAGGAUUACUACUAAACCUGGGCUGUAAAUGAAGAAAUGAAAAACAGGACUAUUCAACUUUUUUUUCUAUCUCCGUUUUCUAGAACACAUAUGGAGCAUAAAGCAAUCUGCACAGUUGAUUUAAUCACUUUUGCCUUUCGGCUGCCAAUAAUAUAACCAGCUUUACAUCCACUUUCAAAAACUGCCGAACAUAAAGCAAAGAGUGGGAAAAGGAAUCCGCGGAUAACUGCAUAGGUGACUGCUGAAAUCUGUUGCUAUCUUAACAGACUACACAAACAUAAUCAUGGUAUAAAUAGUUAAUUGCAAAUAAAAUGACAAUAACCACCAAAUGCAUCUGCCGCCAAGAUCUGUAUAAAAUCUUACCACUGCAUUGUGCUGCUGAGUUUUGCUCAAUAGUGUGCUGCAGAGAUUGGAUUCUGGUGAAUAGAAAGCUUAAUAAUGCUUGUUCUUCAA
Molecule: messenger RNA, 1011 nt
Organism: Xenopus tropicalis (tropical clawed frog)
Lineage: Eukaryota; Metazoa; Chordata; Amphibia; Anura; Pipidae
Gene: tmem47
Product: transmembrane protein 47
Cellular component (GO): adherens junction; membrane
Source: RefSeq, marked provisional